AUAAAACAUUAAGUGAUAUUUUGUGACUUUUGACCUUGAGUGCUAGUAUGGGAACAAAAACUUGAUUUAGUGCUAUUUUUGUCUUUUUCUCGUAUAUAAAUCGUACCAAACUAUAUUCCCAAUCAUACUACAUACUUUAACGAAGAAAAACGUUGGCUUCAGAUAAUUAAAUUCGUCUUUAUUGUUGUUAUUUAAUUUGGUUUUCUUUGGUUAUAUAAUCCUGUUUAAGUCAUCCGCCUAUUUUCUUUGGUGUCUUUAUUUCAAUUUGGUCCUUUUCAAAAUCCGGUCUGGUUAAUGUCCGAUAAACCGAAACUUAAUCUAACUCCCGCCUUUUUCUAGGCGUUGCAGGGGACAUCACCGGAGUUUGUUACGGCCGCUACGGCAACAACCUCCCAUCUCCGGCAGAUACAAUAGCUUUAUACAAGAGAAACAACAUCGACGCGAUUCGUAUGUACGAGCCCUUCGCCGAUAUGCUCGAAGCUCUUCGCGGCUCAGGUCUCUCCGUCGCAUUCGGUCCACGAAACGAAGCGAUCCAAUCCCUAGCCCAAGACCCCGCCGCCGCAACUAACUUCGUCGCCACAUGGAUCCUCCCUUACAAAAACGACGUGGCAAUCAAAUGGAUCACGAUCGGGAACGAAGUCUUCCCAGGAGACAUCGCUCCGUUCGUCGCCGCCGCGAUCAGAAACGUCAACACAGCGUUGACAAACUACGGCGUCUCAGGAAUCGCUGUCACGACGGUUGUAGCGAUGGGCGCUUUGGAGAACUCUUAUCCUCCUUCCGCUGCGAGUUUCCUCCCGGAUCUGACCGAGAUCAUGACGGAGAUCUCAUCGAUCCUCUCCCAGACGAACUCGCCUCUCAUGGCGAAUAUAUACCCGUACUUCGCGUACGCGUCAGAUCCGAAGGAUAUCUCUCUCGAUUACGCGGUUUUCAAAUCAAACACUCCUGUAGUGAUCGACGGAGAUUUGAAGUACAGCAACAUGUUUGUGGCGAUGGUUGAUGGAUUCAACGCGGCGUUGGAGAAGAUCAAUGCUAGGAAUGUGGUGGUGACGGUGGCCGAAUCUGGGUGGCCUACGGAAGGUAAUCCACCGUACACGAGUGUUGAUAACGCGAGGGCGUAUAACUUGGGGCUCUUGACAUGUGGAGGAGCUACCCGGAUGCGGACGCCUCGUCGACCGGAGACUACGGUGGAUGUUUUUUUGUUUGAGAUGUUUAGGGAGAAUCAGAAGCAAGGUCCGGUGGAGCAGAGCUUCGGGAUGUUUUCACCUGAUAUGACUCCAGUCUACACUCUCUUUUGUCCCGCUUGAUUUUUAAAAACUAGCAUGUUGAUAAUAAUUUAAUAAUUUAUAGUUACUACUUAGUAGUAUUUGUUUAAGCACUUUGGUUUAGAACAUUUAUUUGUGCAUUUGCUUCUUGUAACUACAUUUUCUUUUGGUGAUUUAUGAAAAUAAAAUGGUCAGGGUAAGAUUACUGAAAAGAAUGCAAAUUAAUCAAAAGAUUCAAAACUUAGUAACUACAAAUGAAAAGACAUACCAAUAUUAUCAUUUAAAAUAUAUAUAUAUAUAUAUAAUAUAUUAUUUAUAUAAAUUCGUUUAAUCGAGAAAUCAGUUUUGGUUACAAACCCGCUUUGAACAUUUUCUGAAAAGAAAAGUAACAGAAUAUAAAAACCUGAAAUCUAAAACCAUAUUUUGCAAAUAUCUCAUUACUUUAACUAUGUUUUCUGAAAACAUUUUCUGUUGUGCGCAAUGCAAAAAGGUUUAUCAUUUGAUAGCAUCUUCAUAUCAUUUGAUAGCUAUAAGAUUUACCAACGCAUAUUUUCUAUGUCACUUCAUUACAUAAUUCAUCAAAAACCAAAAUAAAAACACACACUAUUACACUAACAUAUGGAGGGGUGUAUUCAAUCAAUAAUUUGAACUGAUUUGGAGUGAUUUGGAUUUUAAUGAGUUUUAAAUGAUUUAAAGUGAAUUAGAGAAUUUUCCAUGAUUUUAAACCAUGUAAAUGUGAUUUUUUAUUAUUUUUAACUAAGAAAUUCCAUCAAAACACCAUAAAAUUAGUAGAUAACUUCUAAAAUACAUAUAGUAAAAUAAUAAUUCCAAUAACACUAGAUUCUGAAAAAGUUUUAAAAUUCAUGAAUAAGAAUGGAUUUUGAAUUUUUUUUUUUUUAAAUUCACGAAUAAUAAUGGAUCUUGAAAAGGUUUUUAAAAUUCAUAUAAUGGAUUUUGAUUUAUUUAUUUUUAAAUCAUGAAUAAUAGUGAUUACUUCAAAAUUUUGAAUAUUGUUAUAAGAUAAACUUUGAAAUGAUCCUCCACUCCUUUACCAACUCAAGCACUAUGAUCAUCUACUCAUCAAGCACUAUGAUCACCCACUCAUUUACCAAAUCAAGCACGAUCUUUGAUAUAUUAUGUAUUGUUGCUCACUAUAAAUAUCAUCACUCAUCUCACUCUUUUGUACACCA
Messenger RNA from Brassica napus (rape), 2452 nucleotides. Its product is annotated as glucan endo-1,3-beta-glucosidase-like. Gene Ontology annotation, biological process: carbohydrate metabolic process. The transcript has a single exon. The record is from RefSeq and is a predicted model, not a curated record. NCBI's taxonomy places the organism in Eukaryota, Viridiplantae, Streptophyta, Magnoliopsida, Brassicales, Brassicaceae. Gene Ontology annotation, molecular function: hydrolase activity, hydrolyzing O-glycosyl compounds. Bases 450 to 1304 code for a protein of 284 amino acids. Gene Ontology annotation, cellular component: plasma membrane.